AUGAUCAGAUCACGCACCCUCGCCGCAGCGAGGCCUAGGCGGCAACCCUUGGCUCCAACCUUGGCCCAACCCACUCACACUCGCGCCUUCUCUGUUCGCCUCUUCCCUCCCGGACCACCCGCCGACCCCCGUGGCGGCCGGCGUGCCUCCACUUCGGCAGCCAACACCGACUGGCUUACCUGGCUCAAGCCUAGCUCUACCGUCGCCACGCCUACCCGAAAAGCGCUCGUCUUUGCUGGCCUCGGCUCGUAUCCCCACACGCCUCAAGCUCCAACCACCUCGUCGCUCGACAUCUGGGAGAAAGCCAGCGAGGCCCUCCUCACUCCCGAUGCGACGAUGGGAUACUUUCCCGAUAACAUGGACGAGUUCGCGGGACUGCUCCAGGGCGGCGGCGGGCACGGUAUCCGCGGAUGGCUUCGCGGCUGGGUCGAGGGGCGUAAUCUCGACGAGCUCAUGGCACGCCCAGACGUGACCGCUAGCUUUAUCCUCACGUCGACUAUUGCCAUCCUCGCAUCUGAGCAGGAACGCUCGGGCUCAUCUUCCCUCCUUCCAGAGGGCACACAAUUCCUCGCUGGCCACGGGUUCGUCGGUACUCUGACCGCGCUGGUCGCGGCUGGGCGCCUUGACCUGCAAGAUGGCGUCCGCCUUGCUCGCAUCUACGCCUCGCUCCCCUGUUCCCCACCGGGCAGUGGCGGCUCAUCGAGCCGCUUCGUCACGACCGCCUUAUCUGCACGCAGCUACCACUCGCUCUCGUCGCCGUCGAUGUUUGUCCCCUUUGACGACCCGCUCGCCGAGACUCCCGACGAGCCCGAGCGACGCCGUCGCGCUAUGCAGCUUAUCCUGGACGAGGUGCACGGUCUGCAGCAUGAGUGGGAAUUCGAGGGCAACCGCGACUGGGCCGAGGCGAGCAUUAUCAACUCGUCCAAGGUUCUAAUGGUGACGGGGACGUACAUGGCUGUCGAGCAACUCAUCGACCGCCUACAGGCCAUGACGAUCGCCAACCCAGUCAUGGACGUCACGCUCCCCUGCCCCUUCCACACAAAGCUCAUGGCGCAUGCCGUCCCCAAAUUUGCAGAGGUGCUCAACCGCGCCUACUUUGGCCCUGCAAAGGAGGGCGGCCCGAUAAUCCUCGACCCGAUCACGACGCGCCCACUCUGCGGACCGCCGGGCAACGCCCUCCUCGCCCAGCUGACCCAGCAGCUGCGGUGGCACAAGACGCUGACGCGCCUGCAUGCCCAGCCUUCGCCGCCGAUCGACCAGUUCCUCACCGUUGGACGCGGCGCCAAGGGCCUCGGCAUCAUGCUCCGCGGCGAGAUCAACAAGCGCCCGGACGGGGCGCCACCGGUUACCGUCGACCCGUUCGGGUACAAGGACGAGCCGCUUGACCCGCUUUACUAUCGUUCGCGGCCUACGCGCCCGAUCAUCCACGCCCAUUUGUAA
Cutaneotrichosporon cavernicola is the source of this 1440-nucleotide messenger RNA. RefSeq lists its product as uncharacterized. The record is from RefSeq and is a predicted model, not a curated record. Gene Ontology annotation, molecular function: [acyl-carrier-protein] S-malonyltransferase activity. Lineage: Eukaryota; Fungi; Basidiomycota; Tremellomycetes; Trichosporonales; Trichosporonaceae. Gene Ontology annotation, biological process: fatty acid biosynthetic process. Gene Ontology annotation, cellular component: mitochondrion. Bases 1 to 1440 code for a protein of 479 amino acids. The transcript has 5 exons.